GAAGUCGAGUUGAGGGACGCGCGAGGGAAGGAAGGUCUCCUCGCGCUGGAAUAAAAGCGCUAUUGAUUGUUGCUUUGGAGUAAAACUCCACUAUUCAAUGAGGGAUACAAUCGCUAUAAUUGAGGGAAAACGACGAAAAAGAUGGAUAUAACCAACCAGAAGUGUGAAAAUUGAAACAGAAAAGUUGUCAAGAAAACCCAAACAUUAAUUUACCUCAAACUGUUUGGUUGAAAGAUGAAUAUGGGUAUUUUUUUCAGAUAAUUUUUGGAGCGUCGAGCCAGGAGGAACAUUCAGCAAUAGAAAAGUAGACUAUCUGACUUAUAGUUAGGCUUAUGGGUUUUUCUUUAUUGGAAGCAAUUAAACAUGCAUUUGAGAAUCUGUUACGCUUUAGUGAAGGUUUAACGACACUAAAUUUGACUUUUCUUCGGGACAGGUGUUGGUUUUGAGCUUGAAUCAGUUGUUUAGUUGUUUUUGACUAGUUGUUUAGACGUUUGAGGUGUUAGUUGCGCACAGGUUAAGGUAAUAAUUUAUGGCACAUAUUCCAGCCCCAAAAUAUUUAGAUAGUUUAGGCUACUGUUUGUCAUAAAUAAAAUAAACCUAGAACAACCUCUGUUUAAUUCAUUAAAAAGCUGUCAACAUAUCGUUAAACCUGAUAAUGGUUACAGCAACAGACAAUAACUAAGUAGUCUGUUUUUCCCUGAAUAAUAUGUGAAGCAGGGUUGUCGGAAGCAACCCAACACGGUUACAUUACAACGCGCCCAAGCAAUACCACUGGAACUGUGUUUUUACGGUUUUCACGGAUCCCUGGGGAACACAUCGAGUUGAAAGACUCGUGCCGGAGCACUGAAUUGAAACGAACUCUAGGGAAAUUAAAGCCCAAGUCCGGAACAGAAAGAGAGCCCUUCCAUCCUUUACAACAUGGAGCUGCACAAAUACCUGCUACUCCUCAAGUUCAUUGUUCUCCUCAAAGGGUUGUGUGAGUGUUUCAACAUCGAUGUUAAGCGGCCUCGUAUCUACACCGGUCCAGAGGAGGCCCUAUUUGGUUUCUCUGUGCUACAGCAUGACAAUGCGGGGGACAAAUCGAUGCUGGUUGGUGCUCCUUGGGAUGGACCUUCCAAUACCAGGAGAGGAGACGUGUACAAAUGCAUCGUGGGAGAGGAGAGGAGCUCCAACUGCACCAAAACCAACCUAGGUGAGAGCACGUUACAGAAUGUAUCUAGAAACCUGAAGAACUCUCAUCUAGGAAUGACCCUCAGUCCAGACUCACCUGAUGGAUUCCUGGCGUGUGCGCCCCUGUGGUCUCAGGAGUGUGGUACCUCAGUCUUCAGUACGGGGAUCUGUGUUUCUGUCAGCAACGACCUGGAACCUAGAGAGACCAUCGCCCCUACAGCACAGAGAUGUGCAACAUACAUGGACAUAGUGAUCGUUCUGGAUGGCUCCAAUAGUAUCUAUCCCUGGUAUGAAGUCCAGAACUUCCUCAGUAACAUCCUCAGCAAGUUCCAUAUCAGCCCAGAACAGAUGCAGGUGGGGGUUUUGCAGUACGGUGAGGUUGCGGUCCAUGAGUGGUCACUGAGAGACUACCAGACAACACAGGAGGUGGUUGAAGCGGCUAAGAACAUCAGCCGACAGGAGGGGCGGGAGACACGCACAGCAUACGCCAUCCACAUGGGCUGUACGGAGGCAUUCAGCCCUGAGCGGGGGGCGAGGGAGGGUGCCACCAAAGUCAUGAUCGUGGUGACGGACGGAGAGUCACAUGAUGGGGAGGAGCUACCGGAUGCUCUGGAGGAGUGUGAGAAGAGAAACAUCACCAGAUAUGCCAUCGCUGUAUUGGGUCACUACAUCCGCAGGCAGCAGGACCCAGAGACGUUUAUCAGUGAGAUCAAGUACAUUGCCAGCGACCCUGACGACAAAUACUUCUUCAACGUGACUGACGAGGCGGCACUCAACGACAUCGUAGAUGCACUAGGAGACCGCAUCUUCACUCUAGAGGGGACGCUGGGGUACAACGAGAGCUCCUUCAAGUUUGAGAUGUCCCAGAUUGGCUUCUCCACACACGUUCUCGAUGACGGCAUCCUGUUUGGGAUGGUGGGGGCGUAUGACUGGGACGGAGGGGUGCUGAAGGAGGGCGCUGAGGGCCGCAUCAUGCCCACCAGAGAGGCCUUUGAGUCAGAGUUCCCCCAGGAGCUCAAGAACCAUGCUGCCUAUCUGGGCUACACAGUGUCGUCAGUGAUAGUGGGAGACUGGAGGAGGCUGUAUGUGGCUGGAGCUCCCAGGUUCAAACACAAAGGAAAGGUCAUUCUGUUUGAACUGAGCGACAAUGGAGAUGUCAACAUUGCACAGGCCCUCAAUGGAGAACAGAUUGGGUCGUACUAUGGCAGUGAGGUGUGUGGGUUGGACGUGGACCAGGACGGCAUUACUGAUGUUCUGCUGGUGGCAGCACCCAUGUACCUGGGCCCUGGCAACAAGGAGGCAGGCAGAGUCUACAUCUACUCCCUCAGUGGGGAGGAGGUGUUUGUGUCUAACGGUACUCUGAAGGCAGAGGAUAGGUUCCAGGAUGCUAGGUUUGGCUACGCCCUGGCCUCCGCCCCAGACCUCAACCAUGACGGGUACACUGACCUGCUGGUGGGGGCACCCCUAGAGGACGGACACAAUGGGGCCAUAUACGUCUACCACGGCCAGGGCAUACACAUCAUCCACAACUACAAACAGCGUAUCGCAGGGUCGUCCCUGUCCCCCUCUCUGCAGUAUUUUGGGCGCAGUGUGAGUGCCAGAUUAGACCUGGAUGGAGAUGGUCUGUUAGACCUGGCUGUGGGGGCCCAGGGCAGUGCUGUACUACUCAGUUCUCGUAGUAUAGUCCAGAUCAACAUGAGUCUGUCCUUCCAGCCCCACUCCAUCAACGUCAUCCAGAAGACAUGUCAGAGAGGAGCGAGGGAGUCUGCCUGUCUCAACGCUACAGCCUGCUUCCUGGCUCUGUCCCGUUCCCCUGGAACUCACAGCAGCAGCUUCGAUCUGUCGGUGGUGGCCAUGUUGGAUGAGCGAAAGUUGACAGCGAGGGCGUUGUUUGACGACAGCAACCAGAGACAGACACAGCUGGGGGUCAGAGUUCACACAGGACAGACCGUCUGCCACAACCUGACCUUCCAUGUGUUUGACACAGCAGACUACAUCCGUCCAAUCAGUUUCUCCCUGCGCUUUAAGAUCAACGACACAGAGAGUGGCCCAGUGCUGGACGAAGGCUGGCCCACCACCUUCAAGAGAUCGAUUGCCUUCUUCAAAGACUGUGGUGAGGAUGAUGUGUGUGUCACUGAUCUGGUGCUGCAGGCUCAUAUGGACAUCUCUGGGACAAGACAGCAGCCCUAUGUGAUCCGUAGCCCUCGCAGACGUCUGGCUGUAGAAGUCCAGCUGCAGAACAGACUGGAGAACGCCUACAACACCAGCCUGACACUGCACUACUCACGCAACCUCCACUUCUCUAGUCUCAGUAUACGGGAGGAUACCCAGUUGAAAAUUGAGUGUACAUCUCUCAGUUCCAACAGUCAUUCCUGUAAUGUCAGCUAUCCUGUGUUCCGCUCCCACUCCAAGGUGAACUUCAUGUUAGAGUUUGAGUUCAGCUGUACGUCUCUGCUCAGUAAAGUCCAGAUGAAACUCACAGUUGCCAGUGACAGUGUGGAGAGAGAGGCUACGCUGGGAGACAACAGUGUUCAGCUCCAGACUGUGGUUCAGUACGAACCUGACCUCUUCAUCACCAGUGACUCCAAUCUGAACCGUUAUGAGGUCCACCCAACCAGAACCAUAUCAGAGGCAAUAGGACCAGAGUUCUACACACACUUCAGGCUGCAGAACCUGGGCUGUUACAGUGUGAGUAACCUGGAGUUGAGGCUGAGCCUGCCCUCUGUAGCAGCUGGAGACAGAAUCUUCAUGGCUGUUACUGAGGUCUUCUCUUACAACGUGACAGGGGUGAACUGCAGUGUAGACAGUGACGUGUCCCAGCAGAAGGACAGACAGAGAGAUGUACGACCACUACAUCCUGAAGACAUGCAACAGACUGACCUACUGAACUGCAGCAGGUCGUGGUGUGUGGAGGUGGUGUGUGAGGUACAGCAGCUGCAUCGAGGACAGACCGCUCUCAUACGAGUCAGCCGCAGGGUCCACGACAACUUCUUCAGACAGGCUAAGUUUAAGGUGGUGAGGAUAGUGAGUGCCUAUCAUCUGGCUGCUCAGGAAUCUAACCUGGUCACUCUGGGGAGUGGCGCCAUCUGGAGGGAGACGGUGUUGGAGGUACUAAAGGGGCGGGCCAUCCCUAUUUCUCUCUGGAUUCUGAUAGGUAGCAUCAUUGGAGGGCUUCUGCUAUUGGCCCUCAUCAUCUUCGCAAUGUGGAAGCUGGGGUUCUUCACUCGUAAACAGAUAAAGGACGAGGAACUCGAGGACUGAGCCCGUCCCUCGCCGCCAUGAUGUCAGUCAAUGGAUACAGUAUCUGUGACAACCAGAGAACCACAGAAACAGUCCACUUCGUGCCCAUCCCCAUGGCAACGACCUGCACAGAGACUGCUCCGCCCCCCCAGCAAUAAAAACAGAUGCCUUCCCUCUUCUAAAUCAUGCACCCCCCCAUAAAGAACGCACAGCCGGUAUAGAUGAGCGUUGCCCAGUGUGUGUCUGAACUGUCAAAACACCUAACACCACAUGGCACAGACUGCAUCUAUCGUCAGACACCCCAACAUCUUGUCUGUUUCUACAGGUGAACCCAUGGCUGUAGGGCUGUAGUUACACACCUGUUUAGAAAUAUACAGCAGGAAGGAUGUGUACAUGAGUUUUCUUCAGAGAUGUCCCAGACAGGAAAUAAUGCUGUACACUACAUGUCAAACUCAUUCCACGGAGGGCCGAGUGUCUGCAGGUUCACUCCACCCUUGUACUUGAUGGAUGAAUUAAGGUCACGACUUAGUGAGGGACUCCCCUCAACUGGUUGUCUAGGUCUUAAUUGAAUGGACAAAACAAAAACCUACAGACACACAGCCCUCUGUGGAAUGAGUUUGACACUCCUGGUGCAAUGUGACUUGGUAUGAUGUUCAAUGACUGCAGACUUCAAACAGCGUAGAUCUGUAUAAGUAGAUAUAGUACAGGCAUCGACCUGUAAUUAGUACCAUGUUGUAUAAGUAGAUAUAGUACAGGCAUCGACCUGUAAUUAGUACCAUGUUGUAUAAGUAGAUACCAUACAGGCAUCGACCUGUAAUUAGUACCAUGUUGUAUAAGUAGAUACAGUACAGGUAUCAACCUGUAAUUAGUACCAUGUUGUAUAAGUAGAUAUAGUACAGGCAUCGACCUGUAAUUAGUACCAUGUUGUAUAAGUAGAUAUAGUACAGGUAUCAACCUGUAAUUAGUACCAUGUUGUAUAAGUAGAUACCGUACAGGUAUCAACCUGUAAUUAGUACCAUGUUGUAUAAGUAGAUAUAGUACAGGUAUCAACCUGUAAUUAGUACCAUGUUGUAUAAGUAGAUACCGUACAGGUAUCAACCUGUAAUUAGUACCAUGUUGUAUAAGUAGAUAUAGUACAGGCAUCGACCUGUAAUUAGUACCAUGUUGUAUAAGUAGAUACCGUACAGGCAUCGACCUGUAAUUAGUACCAUGUUGUAUAAGUAGAUACCAUACAGGUAUCAACCUGUAAUUAGUACCAUGUUGUAUAAGUAGAUACUGUACAGGCAUCGACCUGUAAUUAGUACCAUGUUGUAUAAGUAGAUACCGUACAGGCAUCGACCUGUAAUUAGUACCAUGUUGUAUAAGUAGAUACCGUACAGGUAUCAACCUGUAAUUAGUACCAUGUUGUAUAAGUAGAUACCAUACAGGUAUCAACCUGUAAUUAGUACCAUGUUGUAUAAGUAGAUACCGUACAGGUAUCAACCUGUAAUUAGUACCAUGUUGUAUAAGUAGAUACCAUACAGGUAUCAACCUGUAAUUAGUACCAUGUUGUAUAAGUAGAUACCAUACAGGCAUCAACCUGUAAUUAGUACCAUGUUGUAUAAGUAGAUACCGUACAGGUAUCAACCUGUAAUUAGUACCAUGUUGUAUAAGUAGAUACCGUACAGGUAUCAACCUGUAAUUAGUACCAUGUUGUAUAAGUAGAUACCGUACAGGUAUCAACCUGUAAUUAGUACCAUGUUGUGCUAUAUGGAAAGCAGUUCCAUCCUUCAAGGAAGCUUGAAUGAAAAUGCACUACCUGAUAAUGGGGGCCACUUAUAAUCAUGUGAAUAUAUUUGGAUUUCUAUGAAACGCUGUUACAAACCAAACUGUCUAUUUAAUAUUCAGAAGUCAUCAUGACUUUAGAUUUUCCACCCAUUUUCUCUACAGUACAGUUCAUUUUUUGAGUCAAAUUAAAACUGUUGAUAAUUAAAGUUUUUGUAAAUGUU
Oncorhynchus mykiss (rainbow trout) is the source of this 6398-nucleotide messenger RNA. The record is from RefSeq and is a predicted model, not a curated record. NCBI's taxonomy places the organism in Eukaryota, Metazoa, Chordata, Actinopteri, Salmoniformes, Salmonidae.